This is a messenger RNA of Ceratitis capitata (Mediterranean fruit fly), 1192 nucleotides long. Its product is annotated as TIP41-like protein. The coding region runs from base 292 to 1107 and encodes 271 amino acids. The transcript is spliced from 4 exons. Gene Ontology annotation, cellular component: cytosol. Gene Ontology annotation, biological process: TOR signaling. NCBI's taxonomy places the organism in Eukaryota, Metazoa, Arthropoda, Insecta, Diptera, Tephritidae. The record is from RefSeq and is a predicted model, not a curated record.
UUAAGUUUCUAAAUUAAUUUUUAUUUGCCAAUUCCUUUUUUAAAUUUUUAAUGUUGACAUAAAAUUAUUUGCAGAAUGUACAACUGUUAAAUGUGGGCACUCUAUAGAUUAACGGCUUUGCGGACAGCCAACGAAUGUCAUCGCACAACAGAUUAACAAAAACAAAUGUAAAUUUAUAUGAGCAUCUUCUCUUCGGUAGUGAUUAAAGUAAUUUAUACACAUGAAAUAAAAAAUUAAAAGCCACAAAAACGCGUAAAUUCAAUAAAGCACUCAUAAUAAAUCAUACGUACAAUGGAGGAAGAGUUGGUACCCCGUUUGCCAGUUGACAGCGAAACUAUUGACUUUCAAGGCUGGCAUAUAAGCUACCUCAAAUCACAUAUACUUAAAAGUAUCUGCAAGAAGGGUCAAGAUGGCACUUGCAACAAAGGAGAAGAUGAAUGCUGUGAAUUAUGCACAUAUCGCUACGCACUUGAACUGCCUCACCUGCCCGAUAUGGUUUUCCAUAAAAAUAAAUUAUCAUUAAAACAUAAAGAUGGCGCUCUGCUAGAGUUUUUACCAAUGGAUUCUCUACGUUUGGUGGAGAAUGGCAAGCAGGCGCUACAAGUAGCUUGUGCACAGGAGUGGAAAGAAAGCAGACCUGAUUGUCAUAUGGAGGAGAAAUUUAAACCUUUCGAUUGGACGUUUACCACAGACUAUCAGGGCACACUGAAUGAGAAAUUCCGUGUAGAGGCGUCAGAUUUAUCGUUAAAUAAAUUUAAAUUAAUGCAAAGAGAGAAAAUACUAUUCUAUCACGACCUCACUCUUUUCGAAGAUGAGUUGCAUGACAAUGGCAUAUCUUCGUGUUCAGUGAAAAUUCGUGUUAUGCCAUCGGGUUUCUUCAUUUUGCUUAGACAUUUCCUACGCGUCGAUAAUGUGCUGCUUAAAAUGCACGAUACACGUUUCCAUUAUGAGAUCGAAAAUAAUUAUAUAUUCAAGGAGUUUACAAAGCGCGAGGCCACAUACAAUGAGCUGAAGAAUGUACCACCGCCAUUUUUCACAGUACCCAAUGAAAUUGAGAACUAUUUACCAAUUAAGGCAAAACAAGCUUAUAAAUUAUAUUUCAAUUAAAGAGUUUUUUUAUCUUAAACAUACAUAUGAAAAUAUAAUAAUUUAAAAGUAAAUCUUUAAAAACUGACAGUUUGGGGCAAGUAUA